AUGACUGCAAAAUAUCAAGAUCUCUAUUUAAGGUUAUUAAGUACUCAUUCUCAAUCCCCUGAACCAUCUGCCCCACUUUCCAGUCAAACCAAGCACCAUGGGUCCGGGAGGCAUUGGACCGAUGAAGAAAGUGCUCUAUUGGAAAAACAUCAGGAGGAGUACAGAGACGCCAACGACGCUGCUCGUGCUGAGAUAUUUUCUCAAGUUUUGCAAGACAUGCUCGACAUACUCCCCAAUGGAAAAUCGUUCAAGAAGGAAGAAAGAUCAGCUGUUAAAAAAGAUAUUAAAGAGUGGUUUGCCCGGUACAGUCGUAAGAGAAGUCAGAAAAUGCCGAGGAUGGGAAAGUCGUGGCACACCCGGCGUGUGUUCCAGCAUGAGAACAAGGACGCCAUCGAUACCGAAGCGAAAAGGCUUUGUGCCGAAGCCAUUGAAGAGGGACAAAAGAGGCCUAAAGGGGGAGAUCCCACUCAUUUUGAUUUUCGGGAGCGGGUCGUGACUCAAAUGAUGGGAAAACUGAAGAAAAGGGAGAAAGACGUACUGCAGAGGACGGCCGAGGAGUACAACAAGAAGGGAGUUGACCCGGAACUCAAGUCCAAACUGGCUGUAAAGAACUGCACGGCUCGGAUGCAUGCAUUUUCCAAGGAACUUUAUGACACAAUGGGUGUCCGGGUCUUUAUCUUAGGAUGUUAUCUGAAGCCCGAUGGUAAUUUGGAUGUCUCGACGUACAACUUCAAUCAAGAACUCGGGAAUGGGAAAGACUUUAUUGAUAACCAUAGCCGGACUUUCCAUGAGGAAGGAAUAUCGGUAUCUUCUUGGAGAGCACACAAUGAAGAAUACUAUGGGUUGGAGGAUCUUGCUUCGGCCGAAGGAGGACACCGAUCCCGGGGUGCUAUGACUUUGGAGAAGAACCUAUACCUGGAACCUAUUCUACCCGAUCCAUCGAAACCACCACUUAAAACUUCCCAUGAUAUUCGAAUUUGGCGGCUGAAUGUUCUUCGUACAUUUGUCAACCAGCACUAUACUGGGCAGAGUAAGGGAUCGGCUCCUUGGACGGCUAUUGGAUCAAAGUUACUUGACUUCAUUGAUCUAGAAUAUAUACCCCCGGCUUGGAGAUCAGUAAAUGGAGAAGGUAACAACUUUUACAAGUUUCUUGAUCCCUCCAAAUUCCCGAUGGAGAUGGUCACUGAAGCUCUCCAGUUUUGGUAUGAACGUCAAGAACAACACAAAGUCGCCUUUCGAUUUAAAUCCUUUCUUGAGGGGAAAAUGCUGCUGGAAGCACCUCCACGCAGGAAAAUCAAAGUUCACGUUCCUAAACCUCAUGUUCAUAGUGUUGGGAAGGGCAAGAAGCCCAGCAGAAGCAAGGGUCAAAGGAGAGGCCGGGCAGCAACCGAGUCACCAUCAGAUGAGGAAGCCAGGCCAAAGAGAAAGGAAGGGGUGGAAGAUCGGCAGUUCGAUGACAACAGUUGGAAGGAUUUGGAUUUUUCUAAGGAUGACUGGACUCCUGAUCGGGAUGGCUCCGAUGACGAUGGAGAAGACUUGGACAUGGAGAAACCAACCAAGAAACCAACCAAACAGCAUGACGAACAUCGUGAGGAUGGCUCCGAUGAUAGUGACUCAGACUCCGAUAAUGGUCAAGAGAGGCCAAAGCAGGAUACUCUGACCGAGCCCACAGUGAAACCUAGCAGGGUCAACCUGACCUUGGAAGAGGAUAGAGACUCGGGAUCAGAUUUGGGCUCAGACGAUGCUAUGAUCACUGUAGAUACCAGCCCCGAGCUUCAGCCUCGGUACAACGACACCCGGGCUCUCUCCCAUGAAGUACCAUCGGACACUGAGGUCUUGGCUGAUGAUACAUUUUGGGAAGCUGACCUGGGCUGUGGGGUGGAGUCGGCCAAUCGAGUGAAGAAGAGAAAAUUCACUGAUGAGGAGGAUACACCCUGCAAGUUUCCUCGGUUAGAGAAGGGUUACAAACUUGGCCCGAGGAGUGCCCGACCAGGCAAAGUCAAAUGCCAAGCUGCCUCGGCUGUUAUCCAAGCCACUGUCAAACCAGCUCAAGCAACCAAUCUGAGGUCGGACACAACCAAAGCUUCGAAUAGCUUUGAUUUCACUAAGUCAAGUGGUGUCAACGCAAAACAACCAGUCCCUUCAAAACAAAAGGAGUCAGAGGCCGGUCCCAGUCAGCAACCAUCUAUUGAUGUCCCCACCAAGCCAAAACCAAAACCUCGUCCUAUCAUGAAAGGCAAGGUUUCUACAGGGGAACUCGGUAUAGUAACCCGAGAACGGUCGAAAAAGAUUGCUGAAGAAAGUGUUCGUUCCACCUGGUCCAAGAAAGUUUCAUUCGUCAGUUAA
Molecule: messenger RNA, 2346 nt
Organism: Laccaria bicolor S238N-H82
Lineage: Eukaryota; Fungi; Basidiomycota; Agaricomycetes; Agaricales; Hydnangiaceae
Exons: 7
Coding region: 1-2346 (781 amino acids)
Source: RefSeq, a predicted model, not a curated record